Messenger RNA from Camelina sativa (false flax), 1067 nucleotides. Its product is annotated as zinc finger A20 and AN1 domain-containing stress-associated protein 7. Gene Ontology annotation, molecular function: zinc ion binding; DNA binding. Lineage: Eukaryota; Viridiplantae; Streptophyta; Magnoliopsida; Brassicales; Brassicaceae. The record is from RefSeq and is a predicted model, not a curated record. Gene Ontology annotation, biological process: proteasome-mediated ubiquitin-dependent protein catabolic process.
AAUAAACAAAAAAGCCUCAUUUCUCUCAUCAACUAUUGUUGCGUGUUUGGUUAUCUCUCUCUUCUCUUUUCUUUUCUUCUUCUUCUCUCUCUCUUUCUCUUUUACCUAAAUCAAAGGGAUUUGUUCUGAUCAAAAACUUAUUAUUUUUUUGAACAGAAUUUAACAAACAAAUCCCUAAAAACGAACCCAUCCCUUCAAGAUUAAGAAACCCCACCGAUCUGUUGAAAUUUUUCAUUCCGGAAGCUUUUUUUUUGCAAAUUGGUGGCAACAAAAAUCUCAUUUGAUCUGACUUUGUUCUGGUGAGAUUUGAGAAGGUACAAGAAAUGGGCUCUGAGCAGAACAACAGCACAAGCUUUCCACCAACAGAGCCAAAGCUCUGCGAUAACGGAUGUGGGUUCUUUGGAUCACCGUCCAACAUGAACCUCUGUUCGAAAUGUUACAGAAGCUUACGUGCCGAGGAAGAUCAAACCGCGGUAGCCAAAGCUGCGGUUAAGAACUCUUUAAAGAUUCCGUCUUGCAGUAUCGUUGCGCCGGAACAAAAGCAGGUUCUGGAAGUUAAACAAGCACCUGUUGAAACCGUUGUUGUAGCGGCUGAGCCGUCUUCGGCUGCGGAGGAAGAUGGUGAGCCGUCGAGACCUGUACGACCGAACAGGUGUUUCAGCUGUAACAAGAAGGUUGGUGUAAUGGGUUUUAAGUGCAAAUGCGGUAGCACGUUUUGCGGGAAUCAUAGGUACCCGGAGAAGCAUGAGUGUAGCUUUGAUUUCAAAGAAGUUGGGCGUGAUGCUAUCGCAAAGGCCAACCCGGUGAUUAAGGCCGAUAAAGUCCAGAGGAUUUGAAAAAGCAAAAUGUUAUAUUUCUGAAGUUAUUUCUUUGUCUUCUGCAAUUUGAUCAGUUUCUUCCCGGGAAUGUUGAUGUGAUGUGAUCAUGUUCGAUUUGUGUUUGGUUUCCAUGAAUCAAAAAUGAAAAAUUUCUGCUCUUGAUUUCUCUUAAAAUGGAGUCUCAGUUGCUCGUACGUUUAUCUUGUAAAACUAGACACGUCGUGAGAUUGAAUCUAUUUGCUUUUCUCC